Mirounga angustirostris (Northern elephant seal) is the source of this 1756-nucleotide messenger RNA. Its product is annotated as double C2-like domain-containing protein gamma. The coding region runs from base 262 to 1290 and encodes 342 amino acids. NCBI's taxonomy places the organism in Eukaryota, Metazoa, Chordata, Mammalia, Carnivora, Phocidae. The transcript is spliced from 11 exons. Gene Ontology annotation, cellular component: membrane; synapse. Gene Ontology annotation, biological process: spontaneous neurotransmitter secretion; regulation of calcium ion-dependent exocytosis; exocytosis. The record is from RefSeq and is a predicted model, not a curated record.
CUUUCACCACAGCCCUGAGGUGGGGCCAAUGCUGGCCCUGGCCGGUGAGACGAGGGCUCAGAGAGAAGAGACACCUUGCCCAAGGUCACCCCAAGCUAGGACUUGGGCCAAGCCCUCUCUGACUCUAGAGGCCACACUCAGCCACUACUCAGCCAGUUCCUGCUCCCACCUCUGUGUGUAGCUGACCCCGUGCCAGGCUGCAGGAAUCCAAAGAGGAGCCCCACUUGUUACUGCAAAGUUCCAAGACGCCCAGCUCCUACCAUGCACCAGCACACCCUGCGCACCCCAGAGCCGCACCCUGCAGUGACCCCGGCCAUACGUUCUGCACCCCAGCCGCAGACUGACCCAGAGCCAGAGGGAGAUUCAGACGACAGCACUGCCCUGGGAACACUCGAGUUUACACUUCUUUUUGACACGGACAACAGCGCCCUGCACUGCACGGCUCACCGUGCCAAGGGUCUCAAGCCACCUGCCUCAGGCUCUGUGGACACCUAUGUCAAAGCCAAUCUGCUGCCAGGGGCCAGCAAGGCCAGCCAGCUGCGGACCCGCACGGUUCGGGGCACAAGGGGGCCUGUCUGGGAGGAGACACUCACCUAUCAUGGCUUCACCUGCCAGGAUGCGGGGCGAAAGACUCUGCGGUUGUGUGUGUGUGAGGACCCACGGCUGCGGCGACGGCGGCGGGCGCUUCCCCUGGGGGAGCUGCGGGUGCCCCUGAGGAAGCUGGUGCCCAAUCGAGCCAGGAGCUUCAAUGUGUGUCUGGAGAAGCGGAAGCUGACCAAGAGGCCCAAGAGCCUGGACACAGCCCGUGGCAUGUCCCUGUAUGAGGAGGAGGAGGUGGAAGCCGCAGGGGAGGAGCGCGGGCGCAUCCUGCUGUCCCUGUGCUACAGCUCUCGGCAGGGCGGCCUGCUGGUGGGUGUGCUGCGCUGCGCCCACCUCGCCCCCAUGGAUGCCAACGGCUACUCGGACCCCUUUGUCCGCCUUCUCCUGUGUCCAAAUGUGGGGAAGAGAUCUAAAUACAAGACCAGUGUUCGGAAGAAGACCCUGAACCCCGAGUUCAAUGAGGAGUUCUUCUAUGCAGGCCCGAGGGAGGAGCUGGCCCAGAAAACGCUGCUGGUGUCUGUAUGGGACUAUGACCUGGGCACAGCUGAUGACUUCAUCGGCGGGGUACAGCUGAGUAGCCAGGCAGGCGGGGAACGCCAGUGGCACUGGUGUGAAUGCCUGGGCCGCAGUGACCGCCGACUGGAGUUGUGGCACCCACUGGACGGCACGCCCCUCGAGCUCAGCGACUAGAAGGGGUACCUAGCCUGGCCCUGCUCACCACCCUCCCCAAAACUGACCCGUAGAGCUGGGAGGACCUGGAGCUGCCCCACCCACCGUGCCCAACCCCAUGCCAAAUUGUUUGCUUCCUUACCCCCCCUUUCAAAUUCACCCCACUGCCAAUCAUGAAGCAAGAAUAAACCUGCAAACCAGACCAGACCAAGUCUGCUCUUUUCCCUGCCCAUCACCUCACAGGGCAGACUGGGCCCUGUUCUCCUUGCUCCCACCCUCCAGAAGCCCACACUGGGCCAGGCCCAGGUCUGGACCCCAGGCCACUGUUUUCCCCUCGUCACACUGGGAAAGCCCCGUUCCCGCUGCCGCUGCCAUCUGCACUGAGGGAUGGGCGCUCAAGAUGAUCUAGGACAGACUGACCAGACUGACCCACAGGAAGCCAAGGUGUGGAUUCAUGACAUGACCUUGAGUUGACCUAUCCCCACCC